GUCAAUGGCCGAAACACAAGAUUCGCAGACAAAUCUUGAGCGACCUCUAGUGUGUAACAACAUAAGCCAGAAAUGCACUUUGUCGGCGCUGCGGACUUUUAUUUUGAAACGUGACUUCAGCUGGCGCGAAACUUGUGUGUGAUUGUGGAAGAUUAUGAGCAACUACUGAAGUCUGUCUGAUAAUUGAGACGUUCAUUAAAAGACGAGUGAUUUGUGUGAAAAUCCUGAUUCAGCGAAUCGGAUACAAGAAUGGUUCAAAUAGUCAUCUCAAAUGGUGCUGGUGAGGGUCCUGCUGAAUGGCUUCUGGUGGAGCUGCAGGGUGAAAUGAUUUCAAGGCACAACUCUGGACUAGCGGGACACCUGAUGGGCGACCUUCACUACACUAAAGAGGGUGUUCCAGUCCUAAUAGUUGGACAUCACAUUCUCUACGGCAAGCAAGUUAAACUCGAGAAGCCCUUUGCUGUUCUGAUGAAGCAUUCUGGUGUCUCUCAAGAUGCUGAGGAAAGCAUGGAAACCAACCAAGACGGACCAACUUCUUACACAGUCUCGGCCCUCAUCAAAAAGAAACUUAUCUUUAAAACCCGGCCCAAGCCAAUCAUCACUAAUGUGCCAAAGAAAGUGUAGAAAACAGAUCAACCCCCAGAGACACUUUGUUUGCUCUUUUGUUGCAUUUUUAUAUGCAGUGAAGUCUGAUUAUAUGAAAACAUGCUUAUAUUAGUGUGGAUGAAUACAAUAUAGCUAUGCUACAUUGACUGUAUGCAAGUAAAACAUGAAUUUGCACUGUGGAUUAGUGUCUCUGUGCAGAUUUAUUGUUAAAGGAUGCUGUUGUAUUUGUUAUAGAGAAGAAAGUUGCAGUUGUUUACUGUGCGAAAUGUUAAAUGGAUCCUCUGAUGAUAAUGAACAAGAAACUAAACAUUUCGAAUCAAAGUUUUAUUGUCUCAAAACAUUUACAAGUGUUUGCAAAAAUACAAGGACAUGGCCAGACAUACUGUACUUAAGAAUUGACAUAAAUACAUAAACAUCAUUGAUAUAAUUUAUUAUCCUAAAAGACCAAGAUGACCAUUUUAGGUAUUAUAUGCUGUAGUGACGCCCACAAUAAAUGGUGUAUAAUGUUU
This is a messenger RNA of Misgurnus anguillicaudatus (oriental weatherfish), 1115 nucleotides long. It is a transcript of the gene chtf8, whose product is annotated as CTF8, chromosome transmission fidelity factor 8 homolog (S. cerevisiae). Lineage: Eukaryota; Metazoa; Chordata; Actinopteri; Cypriniformes; Cobitidae. The record is from RefSeq and is a predicted model, not a curated record. Gene Ontology annotation, cellular component: Ctf18 RFC-like complex. Gene Ontology annotation, biological process: mitotic sister chromatid cohesion.